AUGGAGCCCGCAACCGCGCCCCAGGCCGACCUGGCGCCGGAGCUGACCCCGGAGGAGGGGCAGGCCACCGAGCAGUUUCUUGAAGUGAUUAACAAGUGGACAGUUCAGGACAACGUUUCUCCUCUCUCUUGGAAUGUGACUGUAAAGUUCCUCAUGGCUCGGAAGUUUGAUGUGCUCCGCGCCAUAGAGUUGUUCCACUCCCACAGGGAAACAGGAAGGAAGGAAGGCAUUGUGAACCUGAAACCUCAUGAAGAACCUCUCCGUUCUGAGAUUCUUAGUGGAAAAUUCACCAUCUUAGAUGUUCGGGACCCAACAGGAGCCUCCAUUGCCCUCUUCCCUGCCAGAUUGCAUCAUCCCCACAAAUCAGUGCAACAAUUCAGGCUCUGUUUUACUUGUUAA
Pipistrellus nathusii (Nathusius's pipistrelle) is the source of this 399-nucleotide messenger RNA. Lineage: Eukaryota; Metazoa; Chordata; Mammalia; Chiroptera; Vespertilionidae. The record is from the annotation of a GenBank genome assembly.